This is a messenger RNA of Archocentrus centrarchus (flier cichlid), 984 nucleotides long. Its product is annotated as tryptase-2-like. Lineage: Eukaryota; Metazoa; Chordata; Actinopteri; Cichliformes; Cichlidae. Gene Ontology annotation, molecular function: serine-type endopeptidase activity. The transcript is spliced from 5 exons. The coding region runs from base 37 to 867 and encodes 276 amino acids. Gene Ontology annotation, biological process: proteolysis. The record is from RefSeq and is a predicted model, not a curated record.
UGCAGAGCUACUGCUUCACUGAACUUCAUCGCAGCCAUGGCUUUCUGCAAACUUCUAAUAACUGCGUUGGUGCUGCUCCACAACAGUGGCGGUAUGCUGGGAGGUGAAAUUAAGAGCUCCAUCAUUGGCGGAGCGGAUGCUCCAAAGGGCAAGUGGCCGUGGAUGGUCAGUCUUAACAUGACAUCUUAUGACAAACUGAAAAAAUGGCGCUGUGGCGGCACCAUCGUCAGCAAAGACUGGAUCCUGACUGCUGCACACUGCUUGGAUAACAAUCCUAGUCAUCAUCGAUCAUUCGUUGUGGUCGGCGCACGUGACCUGCACAAGGGGGCUGAACGUUACAUGCAAGUAACUCAUUUUGUCCCUCACCCCGACUACAAAGCCCUGGGCAAUGGCGUCUACAUCAAUGACAUCGCUAUGAUCAAGCUGAAGAAAAAUAUCAGCUUUUCAAAAGAUGUCAAUAAAGUGAGUCUACCCAGCAACAAUGAUGCCUUUAGUCCAUCAUCUGAGUGUUGGAUCACCGGCUGGGGGUUCGUGAAAAAUAAUGUUCCACUGCCAGAUCCAGAAACCCUUCAGGAGGCGAAGAUUUCCAUCAUGGAUCAGACUGCCUGCAAGAAUGUGUAUUCUCAGCUGACCUCUGAGAUGCUAUGUGCAGGUGGCAGUAAUGGAGGGAAGGAUGCCUGCAACGGAGACUAUGGUGGUCCGCUGGUGUGUCGUAAAGGGACGGAAUUCACGCAAGUGGGAGUCAUGAGUUAUGGCAGUCGUGAUGGCUGUGGCCUCCGCCCUGGCGUCUAUACUCAGGUUUCCAAGUAUCUGUCCUUCAUCGACUACUAUAUCCACCUUGCUGAGGAGCCUUCAGCUGAGGUCUAAACUCUCAGGAAACUGAAGCUGCCGGCUGUGCUCAUCUGAUAACUUGCCUUACUCUUAGCUUCUUUCCUGUACUGCAUUAUUACUCCAUGUUAAUGGUGGUGGACUCUGGUUCAGUUA